This is a messenger RNA of Crotalus tigris (Tiger rattlesnake), 2701 nucleotides long. It is a transcript of the gene CDK5RAP1, whose product is annotated as CDK5 regulatory subunit associated protein 1. The coding region runs from base 224 to 2053 and encodes 609 amino acids. Lineage: Eukaryota; Metazoa; Chordata; Lepidosauria; Squamata; Viperidae. Gene Ontology annotation, biological process: negative regulation of cyclin-dependent protein serine/threonine kinase activity; tRNA modification. The transcript has 14 exons. Gene Ontology annotation, cellular component: cytosol; mitochondrion. The record is from RefSeq and is a predicted model, not a curated record. Gene Ontology annotation, molecular function: 4 iron, 4 sulfur cluster binding; tRNA-2-methylthio-N(6)-dimethylallyladenosine(37) synthase activity.
UCUAAUAUUCUCCAUCUCUCCCUCUCUCUCUCUCUCUCUCCCCCCUCCAUCCCUCUACCUCUACCUCUGUCUGUCUGUCUAUCUGUCUGCCUACCUACCUAACUUUAUUUCAACCUUUUAGCUAAAGAGCAUGGGAUAAAGCAUUUAUUCUGCAUUUUAGGUAGAAGACAUCCUCAUUUCCCCUCAACAUCCCUGAGAGGGAGCAGAAGGGCCUCGUGCCAAGAUGCUGGCUUUGCACAGGGCCCUGGUCUGCCUGAGGCCUCUGUGUCGGUCCGUGCGCUCGGGAUGCCAAGCCUGGCUUUCCACCUGCAGUCCGGAUCCAAAGCCCCCCCUCAAAAAACAGAGAGAUGAAGGAAGCCUCCAAGACUUCCGCUCCAGAUUGGUAGGGGGUCCGUCUCUGCAGCACUUCCUACAAUCGGCUACUCCUACACAGGAUGCCCACCGCUUGCCAGUUGAAAUCCCAGAAGACCCCGCCCCUUACCUUGGACCCCUCACCCUGGCAGAUUCCCCAAAGAAAGUCUAUCUGGAGACCUUCGGCUGCCAGAUGAACGUCAGCGACACGGAGACAGCCUGGGCCAUCCUGCAGCGCAGCGGCUACCAGAGGACUAGAAACCUGGCAGAGGCUGACGUGGUUCUGCUUGUCACAUGUUCCAUCAGGGAGAAAGCCGAGCAGACGGUCUGGAAUCGCCUGGCUGUGUUCAAAACCCUCAAGGCCAAACGGCAACGCUCCAGGGGAUCCCUGCGGAUUGGGAUCUUAGGCUGCAUGGCCGAGAGGCUGAAGGAGAAAAUUUUGGACGAGGAGAAGCUGGUCGAUAUUGUGGCCGGACCGGACGCUUACCGGGACCUGCCCCGGCUCUUGGCGGUGGCUGAAUCCGGCCAGCAGGCGGCCAACGUCCUCCUCUCUUUGGACGAGACCUACGCAGACAUUUUGCCCGUCCACCUCGGCCCUGGCGCAACCACGGCCUUCGUGUCCAUCAUGCGCGGCUGUGACAACAUGUGCAGCUACUGCAUUGUCCCCUUCACGCGGGGGCGCGAGCGCAGCCGGCCCUUGGCGUCCAUUCUCCAGGAAGUGCAGAUGCUGUCGGACCAGGGUGUGAAGGAAGUGACCCUUUUGGGCCAGAACGUCAACAGUUACCGGGACACCUCCGAGGUCCAGUUCCUCUCCCUGGCGUCACCUGAGCUCAGAGCAGGAUUCCGGACCGUCUACAAAGCCAAAAAGGGCGGGUUGCGUUUUGCAGAGCUGCUGGACCGAGUGGCCGCCGUGGACCCAGAGAUGAGGGUCCGCUUCACUUCUCCGCAUCCCAAAGACUUCCCGGAUGAGGUCUUCGAGGUCAUGCGGGAAAGGCACAAUAUCUGCAAACAGGUGCACCUUCCCGCCCAAAGUGGCAGCUCCCGUAUCCUGGAGGCCAUGAAGAGGGGGUACACGCGGGAAUCAUACCUGGAGCUUGUACACCAACUCCGCGAUUAUUUAUCAGGCGCAACACUCACCAGUGACUUCAUCACCGGCUUUUGCGGAGAGACGGAGGCCGAUCACCUGCAGACGCUGUCGCUCCUUCAUGAGGUCGGCUACAACUUCGCCUAUAUCUUUGCCUACAGCCAGCGGCAGAAAACCCGGGCUUUUCACCGCCUGCUGGACGACGUCCCCCCCGAAGUGAAGAAGCGUCGGCUGGAGGAGCUCAACGUGGCCUUCCGGGAGGGGGCUUCCCGCCUCCACGCGGCUGCCGUGGGUCAGACCCAGGUGGUCCUGGUGGAAGGGCCCAGCAAGCGCUCCCCGCUGGAGCUGUGGGGCAGGAACGACGGCGGAGCCAAAGUCAUCUUCCCGGAUGUGGAGAUGAGCGACGGGACUGCGGCGGCAUCGGCCGUCCGAGCGCAGCCGGGAGAUUACGUCCUGGUGGAGAUCUCCUCGGCCUCCUCCCUGACCCUGAAGGGCGCCCCCCUCUGCCGAACCACGCUCCGAGGCAGCUCCUCAUCCCCGGCCUCAGCAGAGGCAGCCCAUGGUGCCGGGGGAGGAUUCUCCGCAGCCCCAAGACCCCGAGGAGCAGCCCAGGAUUGAACGGCGACCAGCGAGCACCUAGGAUCCCAGCUGCUGCACCCGGCCCGGGGCGUCGCUCGGCCGGAGCCCGUUCCCCCAACCACUGCCAGCCAACAUGGCAUUUUCUGCAGCCGCGGCCCGACGGAAGGCGGAAGACGAGCUACCUGGCUAGACAAACAGCCUGGAAAAGCAGGAGGCCGUGCUGCGUCCAUCCGAGGAUGCCUUCACAAGUGCAGCGUCUUCCUGCAAUUGUCUCUUUCUUCCAACCUGCUGGCAAGGAUGGUGCAUGAAGGGGAGCUUCCCGCUUCGUCCGAGACGUGCGUCCGUUGUCUUGAGGGCCAACGGACUCAGCCGCUGGGCCCGAGAAGGCUCGCCAGCAGCCCUCCGCUCUCCCUUUGCCGGGUUUGUGAGGUUGUGUAUCGUGUGAAGAAUCUUUAGGAAGUGUGGACGGGGGCUCUCAUCUUGGAGCUGGUUCCCUCCAGCCGGGUGGGGCAGCCCGCCUUUCGGCUCCUUAGAGACGAUGGGGUUUGUGGUUGCAGUGGGAAGCCCCGGAAUAAAUAUAAUUAAUCUUUGCAAAGAGUAGGUUUUAAGGAUUUCCGUGUUUGAUUUGGUGCCAUUUAACCCAGGGGUCCCCAAGCUUGGCCCCUUUAAGGCUGGUGGACUUCAACU